Messenger RNA from Meira miltonrushii, 2683 nucleotides. Its product is annotated as DUF1604-domain-containing protein. The transcript has a single exon. Gene Ontology annotation, molecular function: RNA binding. Gene Ontology annotation, biological process: mRNA processing. Lineage: Eukaryota; Fungi; Basidiomycota; Exobasidiomycetes; Exobasidiales; Brachybasidiaceae. The record is from RefSeq and is a predicted model, not a curated record. Gene Ontology annotation, cellular component: nucleus. The coding region runs from base 61 to 2607 and encodes 848 amino acids.
CAUCAAGAGGAUACCAGAGUACGAUGAAUACUACUUUGACAAGGUAGCAAUCACACAAAGAUGGCCACCGAAAGGUUGCGGAAAAGGCUGGAUGACGGUCAAGCUGGCAGAUCAAACAAUGUGAACGAAAACUUUUGUUUGAUCGGUACUCCAUUGCCAAGUCUUGAUAGCAAAAAACGUGAUCCAAACGAGUACAAGCCGAUAUGGCAACAAGAAGUAUAUGAUGAUCAAGGCAGAAGAAGAUUUCAUGGCGCUUUCACUGGAGGAUUCUCUGCUGGUUACUAUAAUACUGUCGGAUCCAAAGAAGGAUGGCAACCUAGCACCUUUCGAUCUUCACGUAAGGAUAAGGAAAGAAGUGGAAACAAAUACAAACAGAGCAAUGCUGAAGAUUUUAUGGAUGAAGAAGAUUUGCAAAGCUACAGAGAUGGUAGAGGUGCACUGAAAGCAAAUGACGACUUUCUAGGGCAGUCUUCCGCCCAGAAUGAGCGCGAUGUUGGGAGAGAUCCGCUGACGGGACUGCUGGGGAUGCAGAGCGAAGAGAUGCGAACUAGCAAUUCCGAGUCCAACAUAUCAAUUCAGAAAACUUCUCUGGGUACCAGACUUCUGCAGCGAAUGGGUUGGAGAGAAGGACAAGGUCUAGGAGCAUGGUUGUCAUUAGAUCGACUUCGAAGGCUGGGGACGCUACUCGGGAUACCGGUCAAAGAUACCGAAAGAAACGACAGCUCAUCGAACCUUUAUCCACCUCCUGAUACAGCUAUGGUGGUACCUUCUUCAUCGCAUAUCGGAACUCAGGGGCUAGGAUGGGAGAUUGCUGGUCCGCCAAGCACCUUGGCCGAACUGUUGAAAAGAAAACAUGGUGAUUCGAUAUCCAAUAAGCCACGAGGAGGUUUUGGGAUAGGCGCAUUGGAAGAUGACUCUGAUGAUGAAGGUGAAGUGUACUCAACAGGACAUAGAAUACAGGAUUCGACCUUAAAUCGGAAGGCAAAACAGGCGAAAGGUCAGAGAAGCGAAGGGAGUCAAAAGCACGGAGAGAGUCUUUCUGUUGACCUUGAUGAGAAAGAACAGCGAGGAAGGUGGCACGAUGGUACUCCGAUGAUACCUGGUUUCAUUCUUUCAGACGAGAUGAUGGAGGAAAAGAGUGUCUCUGCUAGUAUCACCGUGCCGAAAGAUUGGCAACCAGAUCCCAAUCGAGUAUGGAAAAAUGCCUCAUCAGGAAGUGCUGCCUCAACGCAAACGAGCCAUGUGCCUCCUAGCACUUCCUCUCAUCGUGCUUCCAUGUUUGGAGAGGCAAGAAUUCCUGGUCCACCGCCAUCAAUCACUGAUUAUCUGAGUGAGAAAGAUCAUGAAAGACUUGAAAAAGCUAAAUUGGCAGCCAAGGCUUCAACAUCGUCGCAAUCAAUUACUCCUCCUAGCCGAGAUCCAAUAAUUCCUGAACUGGACCCUGUGGUUGCAAAAGCCGCAUUGCAAGGCUUUAUUCCGUUUGAAAAUGACAAAGACAAGCAGGCUAGGUAUCGCACCUAUCUUCAAGCCCAAGUCGAUCAAGACAAAAGCUUGCGAGCCCCACCUGGUCAAUCUAUUGAAGAAUUCGAGAGGGAACUUCGAGAAUUUUCGCGUAGUGCUGCAAUCUUCAAACCGAUGAAUACAAUGAUGGCAAGUAGAUUCGAAACCGCAUUGAAGUCAGAUCAGUCUAGUGCGAAACAAAUGGAACCUGGUUUAUACACACCUGCAAACCGACUUGCCUCGAGCACAGAAAAGGCUAAAACAGCAGUUGAAGAUAAGGAAAGCCUGAUUGAGAAUAUGACGAGCAUACAACGAAAUGCCAAAAUGGGAUUAUUCGGACCUGAUACAACUCGUGAAACGAAGAAAUGGGUUCCGGCAAGGCUAUUGUGUAAACGGUUCAAUGUUCCGCAUCCGUUCCCCCAAGAGAUGGCUAAUGAGGAUGUUGCGUCAACAGGAAGCGAAAACUUUGAUGAAUUUGGAGAGAGCAAAGAAAGACGCAAAGAGGAUGUGACAAAGAAUGUCAAUGCCAGGUGGGAGGCAAGCAAGAGACAAUUGCAACAGUUGGCUGCCAAUAGAAAUCGGGAGAAUGGCUCGAAAGAAGCGGCUUCUGCUGCAGCACAUGACGAUCCAGGAAAUAGCAAAGAGUUCACACCAUCAGAGGCCUCAGGAGAAAAAAUAUCUGACUUUGAUCUUGCCAAGGUUGGACUUGGCGAGAUGAAAGAUGAUAAAGACGAAAGCAGCUAUGUUAAACCAUCAAUUGAUUUAUUCAAAUUCAUCUUUGCUGAGGGAGAGCAAAUGCCAAGCGAUGCUGAUCGUUUUGCAGAAGAGAUGGCAACCGUUGAAGUGCCUUCGAAAUUGUUGUUCAAGCCACGAAAGAGACCAGACACUGAGGAAGCAGAAAGCAGCCAGAUUGAUACAACAGGCAAAAGAAAGAAGUCAUCUGAUAAAAAGUCUAACAAGAGACAAAUUCGUGGCAGCUUGACGUUCAACAUGGAAGAAGAUGAAGACAAUACCGAAUUCCAACUCAAGAAGUCAAAAAAAUCCCACAGUGAUCUUUCAAAGCCUUUUGGAGGAAAACCAAAGGCAUCUGAUCUUUUCGACGAUUAAUGUACGAAUACAAAGUGUAAGAUUAAGGUGAUGUUACAUGUACAAUAUGUAGUAAUACAAAUGGAGGAAUGACGUU